Messenger RNA from Theileria orientalis strain Shintoku, 1089 nucleotides. RefSeq lists its product as hypothetical. The record is from RefSeq and is a predicted model, not a curated record. NCBI's taxonomy places the organism in Eukaryota, Apicomplexa, Aconoidasida, Piroplasmida, Theileriidae. The coding region runs from base 1 to 1089 and encodes 362 amino acids. The transcript has 6 exons.
AUGUCAAACGAUUCGAUGAGUGCAACAUCUGACUUUGACGAGUUAUUUAAGGUUAACUCAGUCGAAUACAUCAAAAGAUCAGAUGAUAAAUCGGAUUCCGAAAUAGAAAACAUUUUCAAAAGGCUCGCUGAGCUCGACAAUAACAAUGUUAAGAAGGACGGGUGCAAAUACUUGAUAAAGAUCCUCGAAAACAUUUUACUCGACCCAUCUAACCUCAAAACCAGGCGAAUUAGAAUAUCGAACGACGUGUUCACCAAGUAUAUCUCAAACAACGGGGUUCUCCUGAAGCUAUUCGUGUCGUUUGGGUUCGUCGUUGUCAAGGAGUUUUACGUUCUCCAGGUCGUGGAGUUCCAUAAACUCGUUAACGCAUACAAACAACUCAUAUUCAUGCUGGAUGAAAGUUUCGGACUAAAACACCGCUCCAUGGAAUCGCACUUCUUCGACCCUUUCAAGUCGUACAAGCACAACGCAAACGUCUACGCGAACUCUGAGUCAUUUGAGCUCGUUUCUAAAGAUUUGACGAAAAUAGGAAUUGAUGAAGUGUAUAAAGAUAUAUCGGAGAGGCAGGAUAUUGCCUCAACUCUGGACGACUGGAACCCUUCUAUCAAGCAGGAGCUGUCGCCAGUGAGACCGAGCAAGAUCGCCGCAGAUUCUAAUGAUUCAUUCAGUCCAUCCACAGCCUCACUCAUCAAGAUGUACAACAUCGGCAAGAAUGAAAAUUUUGAGUCGAAGUCAAAAAAGGAGCUUGAAACACUCAAGACUAAGUCCGAGCACGCCAAGAGGUGCCCAGUCGUCGAACUUAAGAUUAGGCUCCCCAAGUCUACGACGCUGUUGAUUCACGUGCCGGUCAAGUCGCCUGUUAGAACAGUGCGGUCCAACAUUCAGAAAAUACUCCUGGACGACGUGUCGCUCGAGGACUGGCACCUGGUCGAAUUUCCCAUUCGGAGAAGAAUCAAUGACGACAGAACACUUCUUGAGGAGGGCAUCAUGUUCAAGUCCGUGCUCCAUUUUACAUUCAAAGAGGUUCAGCGGAACAAUUAUCAGGUGGUAAAGAGCGAGUUUUUGGAGAAAUACAAGCCUCGAGACUAA